UAACAAAUUAAAAAAAAAAACCCAAACCCGAACUCAAGAAAAAUAUAUAAAAUAAAACUGAUCCAACCAAAAAAAAAAUUAGUGCUUGAAAUUUAGAACAAUCACAAAGUGAUUUUGAAAAUUCCCAUUCUCCUCCGUAAUGGCUGAAGAAUCCGGAACGGCGUCGUCAUCAUCUAGCUCACAACCAAGAUCCUCUCCUAACACUUCAAAAAUAUCCCAGGUUCCUCCUGGAUACUCUGGCCUCCCAACUUUUCAAAAUGGCGAUUUUCAGAUGUUUCCGGUUAUGUAUCCUGCAUUUGUUCCAGGUUUAACUUCGUUACAAAAUCAGGAACAGAUGAACCGUGGAGCAGGCAUUUAUGCUGUUCCUGUUCUACCAUUUAUGGGACAUGUUUCUGGGAUUCCAUCUAACAAUCUCAUUCCUCUCACCUAUAACAUACCUACUCGGUCGGUGACAGAGGCAGGGGCAGCAGCUGAGGAUCAAGGGCAAGGAGCACAGCAACCUCAACAUCAACAGCAGCAGGUAGGACCUCAGAGACAAGUUGUCGUAAGAAGAUUCCAAAUUGCAUUUCAGCUGGAUUUGUUGCUUAUACUUAAGCUAGCAGCUGUAAUAUUUUUGUUCAACCAAGAUGGAUCAAGACAGAGGUUGGCUGUCCUUGUGUUCUUUGCUUCUCUUGUCUAUUUGUAUCAAACUGGAGCUCUCACACCAUUGAUAAGAUGGCUUUCGCAAGGCAUGCAAAGGGCAGCUGCACCUCCUCAUCCACCUAGGCCUGCCGCUAGAGCAGAGAAUGUUCCUGCUGCUGGAAGGCAGGGCAAUGAAAAUGUGGCUGUAGCAGGAGCAGAGAACGAGAACCGACCAGCAGAUGACGGUAAUCAGGCGGUCGAGAACGAGAACGAACCAGAACCUGGUUUAGGAAAUGCCGGUAAUCAGUGGUGGGGAAUUGUUAAGGAAAUCCAAAUGAUUGUUUUCGGCUUCAUCACGUCUCUUCUUCCCGGCUUCCACAACAUAGAAUAAGAUCAUAUACUUUAGUGAGAACCAAAUCAUCUUGAUAUGGGCGAGUAUACUUAACGGAUACGUGUGGUCAUUGCAUGGUUUCUUGGUAGUCCCCUCUGCAGAUCUGCAAGUGGCUUAUUUUAUUUACAGACCAACAUGCUUUAUGGUUCUUUUUGUUGAUAGGAUUGUUAAAAUGGUAAAAUGCAAGUGCAAUGCAGAUUUUCAUCAUGGGUUUUUCUUUUCUUUACAGAGUUUUUGCCUUUUGGGUCAACCGGAUUGAUACUUUGGUUGGUUCAAUCGAUCAGUUUGGUUUAGUCUAGUUCUUGAAACCCAUUUUUAUCCGGAUCAAAAUAUUAAUUUUUUUUUUGUAAUAUUUAAUUGUCUUGGUAAUAUUUAAAUAUGACUGCAUAAUUCUUUUAAA
Gossypium raimondii (Peruvian cotton) is the source of this 1412-nucleotide messenger RNA. RefSeq lists its product as uncharacterized. NCBI's taxonomy places the organism in Eukaryota, Viridiplantae, Streptophyta, Magnoliopsida, Malvales, Malvaceae. The record is from RefSeq and is a predicted model, not a curated record. Bases 140 to 1012 code for a protein of 290 amino acids. The transcript is spliced from 5 exons.